Umbelopsis ramanniana AG is the source of this 884-nucleotide messenger RNA. RefSeq lists its product as uncharacterized. The coding region runs from base 34 to 681 and encodes 215 amino acids. Gene Ontology annotation, molecular function: nucleic acid binding. The record is from RefSeq and is a predicted model, not a curated record. Gene Ontology annotation, cellular component: mitochondrion. Lineage: Eukaryota; Fungi; Mucoromycota; Umbelopsidomycetes; Umbelopsidales; Umbelopsidaceae. The transcript has a single exon.
GUGUCAACUUCAGCUUUACUGCGAUCUUGGUGAAUGUUUUUGCAUUCUAAAAUUUUGCCGCGUGUCGCUUUCCAAUGUAGAUUUUAUACCCCAAGGCAUGCACCGCGACCGACUGACCUGUCAGCGUACUUGGUACAGGCAGCAGAUAAAGACCCAACCACUACUGUUCAACGCGGGACACGGUUUGAAUUCUGCACCCAGACGGCACUGAUGCAACACUUUGGAAUGCAGCUAAAACACUAUGGAGGACGAGAUGACGGUGGGAUUGACCUACGGGGCAUAUGGCCGCUUUCGACUUUAGUACAUCACUCUCUACCUUCGACAAUGGCUCUUUUCGUACAGUGUAAAGAUCAUCAAAAAGGUGUGAGCCCCGAACACGUUCGGUCCCUGAUUGGCGCUAUGGUCAGCCAGCAAGAUCCUAGUCACCUCAGCAUUGGAAUACUAGCCUCCCCGUAUACGCAAAAGGGAUUCACUAGACAAGUCAUUAGGGCUUUCGAUGCAACCCAUAUUCCGCUUGGCCUGGCCAUUAUAGACGGCCUGGAUGUAAAUGAGUUAGUGUUCAACGAGGCUGCCAAAGAUGCUAUGCCUGGAGUAGACGUGAUUCAGCGCUUCUUGCCUAACGAAAAUACCUCAGAGCCAAUCAUGACCUUCAACGGACGACCAGUGCCUAUUGUAAAUUGAUUGAAGUGUGGUAUUCAGACUGGGUAUAUCUGUUUGCUGCAGUUUGAGUGUCUCUAACCAUUGUGGUGAUGUUAUUUCCAAAAGUAUAUUGCCUUUAAUCUCACGCACAUAAAAUAUAUCUGUUUCACUAUCAUUACUGUCAUACUAUUUCUCAACGCUGAUAUCUAAUAAACGUCACUUAUGUUCAAUGAAGUGAAAGGACA